UGUCACAUUAAAAUUAGAACUAUUUACUUUAGAAAAAAAUACAGCCAGAUUUAAAAUUAAUGAAGUGAAUCCAAUUAGACCUCGUUGUCAAGUAAAAGAUUCGUUAGUCAAGGAACCAUUAACAGUUAGAUACAAGAAAGUCAAGCAAGACGACAAUAGUAUUCAUAUCCAGUUUGAAGAAGACAACAGCGUAGUACUGACAUACAAACCAUUUAGAUUAGACUUCAUGGUAGCAAAUGAAGUGGCUGUUUCUGUGAACUCCAAGGGAUUGAUGAACUUUGAACAUUAUAGAGAAAAAGCGACUCCUAAGCCUGAUAAAGAAGACAAUAGCGAGGCUCAACCACCAGGAAGUGAGGAAGAGGCAACAUCUGAUACUCCAGCAGAAGCAGAGAAAAAGGAAGAGGAGGAGGAAGAGAAGAAAGUGGAAGAAACUAAAGAUGAAGAAGGAAUGUGGGAAGAAAAUUUCAAAGAGCAUCAUGAUUCCAAGCCUAGAGGACCUAGUUCGGUUGGGAUGGACAUAUCAUUUCCAGGAGUAGAACAUGUGUAUGGUAUUCCUGAACAUGCUGAUUCACUGGCUCUCAAAAACACUAUUGGAUCAGAACCUUAUCGUUUGUAUAAUCUUGAUGUCUUUGAAUAUGAGUUGGAUUCCCGCAUGGCUUUAUAUGGUUCCAUUCCUGUCAUGCUGGCCCACAGUGUGAGCAAAACUGUGGGAAUCUUCUGGAUGAAUGCCGCAGAGACCUGGGUGGAUAUCAGUAGCUCUGAUGCCAGAAAGGCUGAGGAAGAAGUCCCACAGGUGGAGACUCACUGGUUCUCGGAGAGCGGUAUUAUUGAUGUGUUUGUCAUGCUGGGACCCAAGCCACAUGAUGUAUUCAAGCAGUACGCAACCCUUACUGGUCCUACAGCACUUCCUCCUCUUUUUGGCAUAAGCUACCAACAAUGUCGAUGGAACUACAAUGAUGAAGAAGAUGUCAAAAACGUUGACGCAGGUUUUGAUGAACAUGAUAUUCCAUAUGACGUUCUCUGGCUGGAUAUAGAGCACACUGAUGGGAAAAAGUACAUGACAUGGGACAGCAGCAAGUUCCCCACACCUGAUGUUAUGCAGAACAAGUUGGCUGCCAAGUCAAGAAAGAUGGUAACAAUUGUCGAUCCUCAUAUUAAACGUGCUAGUGGAUAUCGCAUACAUGAGGAAGCAUCUCGUCUUGGACUCUACAUCAAGAACAAAGAUGGAGGAGAAUAUGAAAACUGGUGCUGGCCAGGCACCUCUUCCUGGAUUGACUUCACUAAUCCAGAGUAUCGUCACUGGUGGGCAGAUCAGUUCUCUCUUGAUAAUUACAAGGGUUCUACCAAUACUCUCUUUAUAUGGAAUGACAUGAAUGAGCCUUCAGUUUUUCAUGGACCUGAAAUAACCAUGCAUAAAGAUGCAAUUCAUUUCGAGAACUGGGAACAUCGUGAUGUCCAUAACAUCUACGGCAUGUAUCUACACAUGGCUACUGGUCAGGGGUUGAUGCAGCGGUCAGGAGGCAGGGAACGUCCAUUUGUACUGUCGAGAGCUUUCUUCGCAGGAUCACAGAGAUAUGGUCCCAUAUGGACUGGUGACAACAAAGCAGAAUGGGGCCAUCUCAAAGCAUCCAUCCCCAUGAUUCUAAGUAUUGGUAUAACAGGACUGCCAUUCUGUGGAGCUGAUGUUGGUGGAUUUUUUGGCAACCCAGAUACUGAGCUUUUGACAAGGUGGUACCAGGCUGGUGCAUUUCAACCAUUCUUCCGUGCACAUGCUCAUCUGGACACCAAGAGGCGCGAGCCAUGGCUGUUUGAUGACAACACAAAGAGGAUCAUACGGGAAAGUAUACGACGCAGAUAUGCUUUACUGCCAUUCUGGUACACCUUGUUCUUCCAUGCUUCAAAUGAAGGAACACCAAUUGUCAGGCCUCUUUGGGUGGAGUACCCCAAGGACAAAUCCACCUUCACCAUAGAUGAUGAAUACCUCAUUGGUACUGAUAUGCUGGUCAAGCCUGUGACUACUGCAGGACAAACCACCAUGGAUGUCUACCUGCCUGGCAAAGAUGAGUACUGGUACCAUCUUGACACCCUCAAGAUUUUCCGUGGAGGUAACAGCGUAACAGUUGAAGCACCUCUAGAUAAGAUUCCAGUCUUCCAGAGAGGAGGUUCUAUCUUUCCUCGUAAACAACGCAUCCGUCGUUGUUCCAGUCUGACUCAUGAUGAUCCGUACACACUGACACUGGCACUGGACAUGAAGGGCGAGGCUGAAGGGGAUCUGUACAUUGAUGAUGGCCACACCUUUGCCUACAAGAAUGGCGCGUUCGCUUACAUGAAGUUUUCAUUCAAGCAAGGAAAACUAGUCGCUAAUAAUGUCAAGCCUAAUACAUCGUUUAAAACCAAGGCCUGGAUUGAACGAAUAGUCAUUCUUGGAAUCAGUAACUCUCCCAAGUCAAUUGUCCUUAGAUCAGAUGGCAAAGAAACCCAACUUCCUUUCAGCCACGACUCUACCACUUUCGUCUUGAACAUCAAGAAGCCCGCAGUCAUUGCAGACAGCGAAUGGGCCAUAGCAAUGUAUGCAUAGUGACACUAUUUUAUAGCGAUUUGUUCUGUUUUUAUACCAAUAUCAUUACUAUAAUAUUAAAGAUUACAUUUGCAAAAAGGCUGGAAUGAGGUUCAGUUUCAGAUGAAAUCUUGCUCCAGAUCUUUAGCAAAAAUUCUUGCCUUAGUUGCAUGGAGCUUGUUUACUACAAACUUGUACAAGAAUUGAUUUUAUCCAAGAUUUAAUUUCUCCCAAUGAAAUUGAUUUCCUUGCAAGUAAAAUUGUUUUUUUCCCUGAGACUGUAAAAACUAACUGAAAGGUGACGAUAAUCAAUGAAGAGUGGGAAAUUCCUUAUAGUCCAAUCAGCGUCCAAUCCUGGGGAACGGUGUGCCAUUUUGAAUAUGAUUCUCCUAUUCCUUGUCCCAAGAAAAUGUGACGGAGAUAUUAGCAACCUAUAUUGACAAAAUCUAGUCUCUUAAAGGAUCAUGGGAUCGUUGACUGAGCAACACCCAUCCACAGUAUUAAAUUUUCCAGAAUCACAUGAAAUCUAUGCAGUAUGUAAUAAGCAUUAUUUCUUUUUCAAAUUUGUGAUCUCAAGCACAAAGCAUGUGAAGCAGGGUCCAGAAAAGUAGGACGUAGGACAUAGGUAGACGUAGGACGUAGGUAGAUAUGGGUAACCAAAAAAAACAACAACAAAUGUAGUAAAUAGAAUAUGACAAAAAGGGAAUUUGCAAAAUAAAAUUGUAUAAAAAUGUCUCUGUUCAAUAAAAAGUUUCGCUCACACCCAUAA
This is a messenger RNA of Actinia tenebrosa (Australian red waratah sea anemone), 3326 nucleotides long. RefSeq names its product neutral alpha-glucosidase AB. Gene Ontology annotation, biological process: carbohydrate metabolic process; N-glycan processing. Gene Ontology annotation, molecular function: alpha-glucosidase activity; carbohydrate binding. The record is from RefSeq and is a predicted model, not a curated record. Lineage: Eukaryota; Metazoa; Cnidaria; Anthozoa; Actiniaria; Actiniidae.